Messenger RNA from Triticum aestivum (bread wheat), 586 nucleotides. Its product is annotated as immediate early response 3-interacting protein 1. Lineage: Eukaryota; Viridiplantae; Streptophyta; Magnoliopsida; Poales; Poaceae. Gene Ontology annotation, biological process: endoplasmic reticulum to Golgi vesicle-mediated transport. The record is from RefSeq and is a predicted model, not a curated record. Gene Ontology annotation, cellular component: endoplasmic reticulum membrane; Golgi membrane; COPII-coated ER to Golgi transport vesicle. The coding region runs from base 1 to 237 and encodes 78 amino acids. The transcript has a single exon.
AUGGGGUUGUGGUCAUUUCUUGAGGGUGUCCUGCUUAUAGCUAAUGCUUUGGCAAUAUUGAAUGAAGACCGUUUUCUUAAUCCCAGAGGAUGGAGCUUCGCUGACGCUAGAGGCAUGCAUGGAGCAAACACCUUCAAAGGACAGAUGAUUGGCCUCAUAUACGCUGCUCAAUACAUGAGAUUUCCAUUGAUCCUUCUUAAUGGAAUCACUAUACUUGUGAAGUUUGUUACAUUCUGACAGUGGGAAGUGGUAUGCUAUAUAGUUCUUCGGUUUGCUUCCUCGAAGAUUGAGAUAUUUGCACUCAACUAGGCUUCAUGUAAAUCUUCUCGUGCUUCACCCCUUCUUCCGAUAGUCUUUGUUGAUGGUUGUAUAGCUGUGCCUUGUGUAUGCACCCUGUUGAGAUGUGCAGUUGUGCUCAGCUACUAAUUUAUUGGUUAUCCGGGACAAACAACAAACUAGACGGCAGGUGCCUAACUCUGAUCUUUCAUUGUUCUUUUGUAUGUGCAUGAUGUAUUUGCAUUUGUCCGCUGUAAUUUUUUCUUGUUAUGCCUGAUAAUUUUUUGCAUGAUGGACUUUUUAUUAUGAA